Molecule: messenger RNA, 2554 nt
Organism: Castor canadensis (American beaver)
Lineage: Eukaryota; Metazoa; Chordata; Mammalia; Rodentia; Castoridae
Source: RefSeq, a predicted model, not a curated record
GCAAAUUAAUUUUGCUCCACAGCAAAAGCUGGAUAAGAAUCUUGUUCCACUGUUAGAAAUUAGAACUGUGUCAGUCGUUAUGAGUAAGGGGAUAGAAUCUUCACAACAUAAAAAUUCCAAAAUCUCUAGAUUUUGGAACUGCCAGACUAAAUCUCAAAAGAAACUAUCGUAAGCUAAAAUAACAGAAUUUAUUAUUGUCCCUUCAAAUAUUAAAGAGAGCUCUUAAGAAUAUAACUUGAAUAAUGGUCAUGAACUGGUUUGACACACUUAAUUGGUGGUUUAUGCUAUAAACCACCUGCUGCUAUAGUCUAAAAUGAAUGUAUCGAAGAGGAAAUAACCUUGUUGGCAUGUGUACAGCUAUACGACACACGUUUGUUUCACUGCUUGCAAACGCCAGUGCUAGAGGCUCAGAAUAAGUGAACAGGAGGAGGAUUUCAGUCACAGCAGUAAGUGGGUCCACUGAACAGAUAUGAGGACAGCAUGCUUGGGAAAGUCACAAACAAAUGAGAGGGGGAACUCCUGGCAUUCAAGUUCAAACUCAACUACAAGUACAGCAUAAGAGAAUCUAAUAGUUUAUUUUUUCCCACAUACUGCUUUUCUUCACUAAGCUUUCUGAAAUCUAAACCUCUAGAAAAUACUAAAAACUUUGGAGGUCUUAUCUACAAACACAUAAAGAUGUGCGUAUACUCUCAGAGACUUUAAUUUUUUUUUUUAAAGGAAGGAGUCAACUUUGGCUUUGGUGUUUGGCAUGGCUACAAUGCCUUAAAAAAGCAGAUGAUCAACUUAGCUUCUGACCAUGCUGACCACUGUCUGGAAUUGGAUUGAAUCACAGAAAAACAGCAAAUGGCUCUCUCUUAUAGAAUGUCUGAACAAAGCACAAUUCCUGAGCACAUUUUCCAGAGUACAUUUGAUCACUUGAAGUCUUCUAACUGGUCUGGAUUACAGACAGAAUCAAUACCAGAGGAAAUGAAAGAGAUUGAUGAGGAACAGGGAAAUAAACUGCACUGGGCAGCUCUUCUGAUCCUCAUGGUGAUAAUACCCACAAUUGGUGGAAACAUCCUCGUUAUUCUGGCUGUGUCACUGGAGAAAAAGCUGCAGUACGCUACUAAUUACUUUCUCAUGUCCUUGGCGGUGGCUGAUUUACUGGUUGGAUUGUUUGUGAUGCCGAUUGCCCUCUUGACAAUAAUGUUUGAGGCUAUGUGGCCCCUCCCACUUGUUCUGUGUCCUGCCUGGUUAUUUCUUGAUGUUCUGUUUUCAACUGCAUCCAUCAUGCACCUCUGUGCCAUUUCAGUGGAUCGUUACAUAGCUAUCAAAAAGCCGAUCCAGGCCAAUCAAUAUAACUCCCGAGCUACCACAUUCAUCAAGAUUACAGUGGUGUGGUUAAUUUCAAUAGGCAUUGCAAUUCCAGUCCCCAUUAAAGGGAUAGAGACUAAUGUGCUUAACCCAAACAACAUCACUUGUGAACUAAGAAAGGAACGGUUUGGCAAUUUCAUGCUCUUUGGCUCAUUGGCUGCCUUCUUUACACCUCUUGCAAUCAUGAUUGUCACCUACUUUCUCACUAUCCAUGCGUUACAGAAGAAAGCUUACUUGGCCAAAACCAAGCCACCUCAACGCUUAACAUGGCUGUCUGUGUCCACAGUUUUCCAAAGGGAGGAAACACCUUGCUCAUCACCUGAAAAGGUGGCAAUGCUAGAUGGUUCUCGCAAGGACAAAACUCUAUCCAGUUCAAGUGAUGAAACACUUAUGAGAAGAAUGUCUUCUAUUGGGAAAAAGUCAGCGCAAACCAUUUCCAAUGAACAGAGAGCCUCAAAGGUUCUUGGAAUUGUGUUUUUCCUCUUUUUGCUUAUGUGGUGCCCCUUUUUUAUUACAAAUAUAACUUUAGCUUUAUGUGAUUCCUGUAACCAGACUACUCUGAAAAUGCUCCUAGAGAUAUUUGUGUGGAUAGGUUACAUCUCCUCAGGGGUUAAUCCUUUGGUCUAUACCCUCUUUAAUAAGACAUUUCGGGAUGCAUUCAGCCGAUACAUCACCUGCAAUUACCAGGCCACUAAAUCAGCAAAAACUCUUAGAAAAUGCUCCAGUAAGAUCUACUUUAGGAACCCAAUGGCAGAGAACUCUACAUUUUUCAUGAAACAUGGAAUUCGAAAUGGGAUUAAUCCUGCCAUGUACCAGAGCCCAAUAAGGCUCCGAAGUUCAACCAUUCAGUCUUCAUCAAUCAUUCUACUAGAUACACUUCUACUCACUGAAAAUGAAGGAGACAAAACUGAAGAACAAGUUAGUUAUGUAUAGCAGAACCUGCACGGUUUCAUCUAAACGUAAUGAUGAUAACAAACAAGAUUAAGUGUGCAUCAAGAAUUAUGUAAAGAAGAAUUUUAUGUCAUAUAUCAAAUCAUCUCUUUUGAAAUGAAGAGUUAAGUGUUAAAAUUAUCCAAUUUUCCUUAUAUGGACAAAAUUACUCCAUGAAAAAAGUAAUUUUCUAUGGCUACAAGCAAAAGCAAGCCAGCACUAUGUUUAAAUAUUAGUUUUCAAAUGAAAUGAGAUUAUAAAUAAAUUUCAG